Messenger RNA from Trifolium pratense (red clover), 1605 nucleotides. Its product is annotated as acyl-CoA--sterol O-acyltransferase 1-like. The transcript has a single exon. The record is from RefSeq and is a predicted model, not a curated record. Lineage: Eukaryota; Viridiplantae; Streptophyta; Magnoliopsida; Fabales; Fabaceae. Bases 113 to 1204 code for a protein of 363 amino acids. Gene Ontology annotation, biological process: lipid metabolic process.
AAAGUCAAGCAAGCCAACCCCCACAGUUUGUGUCUAACUUUAUAUAUUUCCGAUUUUCCAGAACCUCCAUUUACUAUCUCAAACAUUACUCUAUCAAACAGAUUCAACAACCAUGGAAAGUAACAUAUUCAAUCUGAUCAAGAUUUGUCCCAUAAUUAUCAUAUCCUUAACAUACUGUUAUUGGAUUCGUACGUUUAUCCAACCAGGAACAAAAAGACUCCUCUGUCUUCUUCCCAUAAUUUGUCUCAAUCUCUUCAUUCCUCUCACUUUUACCUCUGUACAUUUAACAGGUACCUUAGGAUUCUUCUUUGCUUGGCUUGCAAAUUUCAAACUUUUACUCUUAUCAUUCAACAAAGGUCCUUUAUCUUCCCAUUCAUCAAUCUCUCUUCCACGUUUUAUAGCUCUUUCUUGUCUUCCAAUUAAGAUCCAACAAAAUAGUAAAACUAAUAAAACCCCAAAUCCAGAUAUAAAAAAUGGAUCAAAAGGAUCCAAUUUUGAAACAAGACCCACUUCAAAAACACCAAAUAGUAACACCCCAUUUCUUCAAUAUGCCAUAAAGAUUAUUCUUUUGGGAAUUUUGGUUAAGAUUUAUGAUUACAGUGAAAAUAUUCACCCAAAAAUUAUAUUAAUUAUGUACUGUUUUCAUAUCUAUUUUAUGUUGGAGAUAAUCUUAGUAAUUUUUGCAACAAUGGCUAGAACAAUUUUGGGAUUAGAAUUAGAGCCACAGUUUAACAAUCCAAUUCUCUCAACAUCACUUCAAGAUUUCUGGGGAAGAAGAUGGAACCUAAUGGUCACAAGCAUCAUGAGACCAACAAUUUAUGAACCAACGUUAAAAGUAGCAAAGAAUCUCGUUGGUCUUAAGUGGGCCACACUAGUAGCUGUGUUUGGAACAUUUGUGGUUUCUGGUUUGAUGCAUGAGCUUAUAUUGUUUUAUUUAGGGAGAUUGGAACCAACGUUUAAGAUGUUUGGUUUUUUUGUUUUUCAUGGAGUUUGUUUGACGGUGGAGAUUGGUUUGAAGAAGGUUGUUACCGAUAGGUGGCAGUUGCCGAGGUUUGUGUCUGGGCCGUUGACAGUUGGAUUUUUCUUUGCAACUUGUUUUUGGUUGUUUCUUCCUGAGUUUAUAAGGUGUCGGGUUGAUGCUAUGACGUUUGAAGAGUAUGCUGCUUUAGGUGUGUUUGUCAGAAAUCUCACUUCUGCGUUAUGAUGAAAGUUAUUUUUUGUUGUUAUAACUUAUUAUAGAGAAUUCACUUUUUGUUUUUUCAUGUUUUACACUUUUACUAUCAUAAUUCUUGUUAGGAAAGAAAGAAUAUGUAAUCAUAGAUUUGUUAUCAAAUUUCUUGUAUUUUCUGUGUUUAAUUUUGCAAUAUUCUGAAAGUAUUUAUUGUAGUAAAAUCAUGCGACCAAACAGGGUCCGACCAAACAGUGUACUAACGUUAAAACUUAAAAGUAGCAUCUUCAGUGGGCCGGUGGGCCCCACUAGUAGCUGUGUUUGUCAGAAAUCUAACUUCUGUAAAAUGAAAGUUGUUUUUUGUUUGUUUAUUAGAAAUUAGAAAUGGAUUUUUUUUUUUUUGAAAUUUUUUAAAUUAAUUAGGAAUGGAUAUUAGU